UUUUAAUUAGUGUUUUUGAAUUUUAGGAGGAAGAUGAUAAAGAUUAUUCAUCUGAAGAGGAAGAUAGUGAAGGCACAGAUUCUGACAUUUCAGUGGAUGAAAAAGAUGGACAGGAUGAACCAGAAUCUGAUCAUGAAGAAGAGGAAAAAACAAAACGGCAACGACGGGUUGUUACUAAAGCUUAUAAAGAGCCUAAGAAAACGAAUUUGAAGAAAGAAAGUACUGGAACUAAAACAAAAAAGGUUACAUUUCAAGUGGAACCUAAAGUGAAAAAGAUUGAACCUAAAGGGGAAGCUAAAAUGAAAAAAGCUGAAUCUCAAAGGGAGUCUAAGCAGAAAAAGGCUGAAUCUGAAGUAGAGGAAGGAAAGAAAAGAAUGCGUGAAUCUACUACUAGGAAAUCUUUGGAAGUGCAGGAAAGGAUUGAAGCUAGAGCUAAACAAAAUCAAGAUCGCCGUAAGAAAAAGAUUCAAGGAAAUGUUCUUACUCAAAAAGAACUUUUAGAAGAGGCUAAGUUAACAGAAAUAGAGAAUUUAAAAUCAUUAGAAAUGUUUCAACGCAUGGAGCUUGAGAAGAAAAAGAACAAAGCAACCAAGAAGACAUGCACUGGGCCUAUGAUCCGGUACCACUCUGUGGCUAUGCCUAGUAUUGAAGUUAUAGAGGAAACCGAUGGGUCAAAAUCAACAACAGGUGAAUUGAAGUCCUCAAUUCUAGAUAUCCUCUCUGCAACCACAAUGUUUUGACCACUUAUAUGGCAUAGGUUAGUAGAGAAU
This is a messenger RNA of Stegodyphus dumicola, 770 nucleotides long. RefSeq names its product vacuolar protein sorting-associated protein 72 homolog. Gene Ontology annotation, cellular component: nucleus. NCBI's taxonomy places the organism in Eukaryota, Metazoa, Arthropoda, Arachnida, Araneae, Eresidae. The record is from RefSeq and is a predicted model, not a curated record.